AUGUCAUCUUCAAAUACCAAGGUAUUACCAACUACAUCUUCACAAUGUCAAGCUAUUACACACUACAUCUUCACAAUGUCAAACUAUUACAAACUACUUCUUCACAAUGUCAAGCUAUUACAAACUUCAUCCUCACAAUGUCAAACUAUUACAAACUUCAUCUUCACAAUGUCAAGCUAUUACAAACUUCAUCCUCACAAUGUCAAACUAUUACCAACUACUUCUUCACAAUGUCGAGCUAUUACAGACUUCAUCUUCACAGUGUCAAGCUAUUACAAACUUCAUCUUCAUAAUGUUAGGUCAUUACAAGCUAUAUCUUCACAAUGUCAAGCUAUUACAAACUUCAUCUUCACAAUGUCAAGCUAUUACAAACUUCAUCUUCACAAUGUCAAGCUAUUACCAACUUCAUCUUCACAAUGUCAAGUUAUUACAAACUUCAUCUUCACAAUGUUAAGUCAUUACAAACUAUAUCUUCACAAUGUCAAGCUAUUACACACUUCAUCUUCACAAUGUCAAGCUAUUACAAACUUCAUCUUCACAAUGUCAAGCUAUUACAAACUUCAUCUUCACAAUGUCAAGCUAUUACAAACUAUAUCUUCACAAUGUCAAGCUAUUACAAACUUCAUCUUCACAAUGUCAAGCUAUUACCAACUACAUCUUUACAAUGUCGAGCUAUUACAAACUUCAUCUUCACAAUGUCAAGCUAUUACCAACUUCAUCUUCACAAUGUCAUGCUAUUACAAACUUCACCUUCACAAUGUCAUGCUAUUACAAACUUCACCUUCACAAUGUCGAGCUAUUACAAACUUCAUCUUCACAAUGUCGAGCUAUUACUUACUUCAUCUUCACAAUGUCAAGCUAUUACAAACUUCAUCUUCACAAUGUCAAGCUAUUACUAACUUCAUCUUCACAAUGUCGAGCUAUUACAAACUUCAUCUUCACAAUGUCAAGCUAUUACUAACUUCAUCUUCACAAUGUCAAGCUAUUACAAACUUCAUCUUCACAAUGUCAAGCUAUUACUAA
Messenger RNA from Lottia gigantea (owl limpet), 1023 nucleotides. RefSeq lists its product as hypothetical. The transcript has a single exon. The coding region runs from base 1 to 1023 and encodes 340 amino acids. The record is from RefSeq and is a predicted model, not a curated record. NCBI's taxonomy places the organism in Eukaryota, Metazoa, Mollusca, Gastropoda, Lottiidae.